Messenger RNA from Rotaria sordida, 1365 nucleotides. Lineage: Eukaryota; Metazoa; Rotifera; Eurotatoria; Philodinida; Philodinidae. The record is from the annotation of a GenBank genome assembly.
AUGGAAUUACGUGUUGGCCAUAAAUAUCGUCUUGGACGAAAAAUUGGUUCAGGAUCAUUUGGUGAUAUUUAUUUAGGUACAAAUAUAGCAUCAAAUGAAGAAGUGGCUAUUAAACUUGAAAGUUCACGUACAAAACAUCCUCAAUUACAUAUUGAAUCAAAAAUUUAUCGUCUUAUGCAAGGUGGUGUUGGAAUACCUAUUAUUAAAUGGUGUGGUGCCGAAGGAGAUUAUAAUGUUCUUGUUAUGGAUUUACUUGGACCAUCUUUAGAAGAUUUAUUUAAUUUUUGUUCAAGAAAAUUUUCACUUAAAACUGUACUUUUACUUGCUGAUCAAAUGGUUAGUCGUGUUGAUUUUAUUCAUUCGAAAAAUUUCAUUCAUCGAGAUAUUAAACCUGACAAUUUUUUAAUGGGCAUCGGUCGUAAAGGCAAUUUAGUAUAUAUCAUUGAUUUUGGCCUUGCAAAAAAAUAUCGUGAUGCACGUACACAUCAACAUAUACCCUAUAGAGAAAAUAAAAAUUUAACUGGUACAGCACGUUAUGCUUCGAUUAAUACACAUCUUGGCAUAGAACAAAGUCGUCGAGAUGAUAUGGAAUCUCUUGGCUAUGUACUUAUGUAUUUUAAUCGUGGUAGUCUUCCGUGGCAAGGUUUAAAAGCAGCGACAAAACGUCAAAAAUAUGAACGUAUAAGUGAAAAGAAAAUGUCGACACCAAUUGAAGAUUUAUGUAAAGGUUUUCCUGAAUUUACAACGUAUUUGUCUUAUUGUCGUUCAUUACGUUUUGAUGAUAAACCAGAUUAUUCAUAUUUACGACAAUUAUUUCGUAAUCUAUUUCAUCGACAAGGUUUUACAUAUGAUUAUAUAUUUGAUUGGAAUAUGCUUAAAUUUAGCGGUCAACGUUUUGAUGCGAACAGUGUUAAUGAUGGUUCAGCAAAUAAAAUUGAAACUAAUGGAUUUAGUGCUAGUGGUAAUGCUCAACAAAUGUAUACUAGUACAAAUAAUCAAGAAAGUAAUGCAAUGACUAUUGAUCAAACAAUUCAAGAUCAAUCGAUAAGUAUGAAUGAUGAUUAUGUUCCAAUGACAACCAAAUAUAUUGAUUAUGAAGAAAAUAAUAAUAAUAAAAAGUUGUACAAAUCAUCUUCAACUCGCAAUGCUAAUAGUAAAAAAACAAAUGCAAAUAAUGAUUAUGUCAAUAAAACAUCAUCAAGUUCAAAUGUCUUCAGCCGUCUAAUGCACAGUGUGUGUCGACGAACAUCUAAAGAUAUUCAUCAAAUACAACCACAACAAUCAACAUCGAAUAAUUCCAAACAACAAUUACCAACUGGAACGGAUACAGGUCGAUCAUCGUCAGCGCGUGUUCCUAAAAAAUAA